Molecule: messenger RNA, 6354 nt
Organism: Rangifer tarandus platyrhynchus (Svalbard reindeer)
Lineage: Eukaryota; Metazoa; Chordata; Mammalia; Artiodactyla; Cervidae
Source: the annotation of a GenBank genome assembly
AUGCCCCUGCUCUUGGCCAGCCUUGCCCAGGCCUUCCUGGCCUCCAGGACGUAUGCCAACUUUCCAGAAGCACCUCAGGAGGAGGCUUCUCUCAGCAAUAGGCUCAAGACGUAUGCCAACUUUCCAGAAGCAUCUCAGGAGGAGGCUUCUCUCAGCAAUAGGCUCAAGACGUAUUCCAACUUUCCAGAAGCACCUCAGGAGGAGGCUUCUCUCAGCAAUAGGCUCAAGACGUAUGCCAACUUUCCAGAAGCACCUCAGGAGGAGGCUUCUCUCAGCAAUAGGCUCAAGACGUAUGCCAACUUUCCAGAAGCACCUCAGGAGGAGGCUUCUCUCAGCAAUAGGCUCAAGACGUAUGCCAACUUUCCAGAAGCAUCUCAGGAGGAGGCUUCUCUCAGCAAUAGGCUCAAGACGUAUUCCAACUUUCCAGAAGCACCUCAGGAGGAGGCUUCUCUCAGCAAUAGGCUCAAGACGUAUUCCAACUUUCCAGAAGCACCUCAGGAGGAGGCUUCUCUCAGCAAUAGGCUCAAGACGUAUGCCAACUUUCCAGAAGCACCUCAGGAGGAGGCUUCUCUCAGCAAUAGGCUCAAGACGUAUGCCAACUUUCCAGAAGCACCUCAGGAGGAGGCUUCUCUCAGCAAUAGGCUCAAGACGUAUUCCAACUUUCCAGAAGCACCUCAGGAGGAGGCUUCUCUCAGCAAUAGGCUCAAGACGUAUUCCAACUUUCCAGAAGCACCUCAGGAGGAGGCUUCUCUCAGCAAUAGGCUCAAGACGUAUGCCAACUUUCCAGAAGCACCUCAGGAGGAGGCUUCUCUCAGCAAUAGGCUCAAGACGUAUGCCAACUUUCCAGAAGCACCUCAGGAGGAGGCUUCUCUCAGCAAUAGGCUCAAGACGUAUUCCAACUUUCCAGAAGCACCUCAGGAGGAGGCUUCUCUCAGCAAUAGGCUCAAGACGUAUUCCAACUUUCCAGAAGCACCUCAGGAGGAGGCUUCUCUCAGCAAUAGGCUCAAGACGUAUGCCAACUUUCCAGAAGCACCUCAGGAGGAGGCUUCUCUCAGCAAUAGGCUCAAGACGUAUGCCAACUUUCCAGAAGCACCUCAGGAGGAGGCUUCUCUCAGCAAUAGGCUCAAGACGUAUUCCAACUUUCCAGAAGCACCUCAGGAGGAGGCUUCUCUCAGCAAUAGGCUCAAGACGUAUGCCAACUUUCCAGAAGCACCUCAGGAGGAGGCUUCUCUCAGCAAUAGGCUCAAGACGUAUGCCAACUUUCCAGAAGCAUCUCAGGAGGAGGCUUCUCUCAGCAAUAGGCUCAAGACGUAUUCCAACUUUCCAGAAGCACCUCAGGAGGAGGCUUCUCUCAGCAAUAGGCUCAAGACGUAUGCCAACUUUCCAGAAGCACCUCAGGAGGAGGCUUCUCUCAGCAAUAGGCUCAAGACGUAUGCCAACUUUCCAGAAGCAUCUCAGGAGGAGGCUUCUCUCAGCAAUAGGCUCAAGACGUAUUCCAACUUUCCAGAAGCACCUCAGGAGGAGGCUUCUCUCAGCAAUAGGCUCAAGACGUAUUCCAACUUUCCAGAAGCACCUCAGGAGGAGGCUUCUGUCAGCAAUAGGCUCAAGACGUAUGCCAACUUUCCAGAAGCACCUCAGGAGGAGGCUUCUCUCAGCAAUAGGCUCAAGACGUAUGCCAACUUUCCAGAAGCAUCUCAGGAGGAGGCUUCUCUCAGCAAUAGGCUCAAGACGUAUUCCAACUUUCCAGAAGCACCUCAGGAGGAGGCUUCUCUCAGCAAUAGGCUCAAGACGUAUUCCAACUUUCCAGAAGCACCUCAGGAGGAGGCUUCUCUCAGCAAUAGGCUCAAGACGUAUGCCAACUUUCCAGAAGCACCUCAGGAGGAGGCUUCUCUCAGCAAUAGGCUCAAGACGUAUUCCAACUUUCCAGAAGCACCUCAGGAGGAGGCUUCUCUCAGCAAUAGGCUCAAGACGUAUGCCAACUUUCCAGAAGCACCUCAGGAGGAGGCUUCUCUCAGCAAUAGGCUCAAGACGUAUGCCAACUUUCCAGAAGCAUCUCAGGAGGAGGCUUCUCUCAGCAAUAGGCUCAAGACGUAUGCCAACUUUCCAGAAGCAUCUCAGGAGGAGGCUUCUCUCAGCAAUAGGCUCAAGACGUAUGCCAACUUUCCAGAAGCACCUCAGGAGGAGGCUUCUCUCAGCAAUAGGCUCAAGACGUAUGCCAACUUUCCAGAAGCAUCUCAGGAGGAGGCUUCUCUCAGCAAUAGGCUCAAGACGUAUGCCAACUUUCCAGAAGCAUCUCAGGAGGAGGCUUCUCUCAGCAAUAGGCUCAAGACGUAUGCCAACUUUCCAGAAGCACCUCAGGAGGAGGCUUCUCUCAGCAAUAGGCUCAAGACGUAUUCCAACUUUCCAGAAGCACCUCAGGAGGAGGCUUCUCUCAGCAAUAGGCUCAAGACGUAUGCCAACUUUCCAGAAGCACCUCAGGAGGAGGCUUCUCUCAGCAAUAGGCUCAAGACGUAUUCCAACUUUCCAGAAGCACCUCAGGAGGAGGCUUCUCUCAGCAAUAGGCUCAAGACGUAUUCCAACUUUCCAGAAGCACCUCAGGAGGAGGCUUCUCUCAGCAAUAGGCUCAAGACGUAUGCCAACUUUCCAGAAGCACCUCAGGAGGAGGCUUCUCUCAGCAAUAGGCUCAAGACGUAUGCCAACUUUCCAGAAGCAUCUCAGGAGGAGGCUUCUCUCAGCAAUAGGCUCAAGACGUAUGCCAACUUUCCAGAAGCAUCUCAGGAGGAGGCUUCUCUCAGCAAUAGGCUCAAGACGUAUGCCAACUUUCCAGAAGCACCUCAGGAGGAGGCUUCUCUCAGCAAUAGGCUCAAGACGUAUGCCAACUUUCCAGAAGCAUCUCAGGAGGAGGCUUCUCUCAGCAAUAGGCUCAAGACGUAUGCCAACUUUCCAGAAGCAUCUCAGGAGGAGGCUUCUCUCAGCAAUAGGCUCAAGACGUAUGCCAACUUUCCAGAAGCACCUCAGGAGGAGGCUUCUCUCAGCAAUAGGCUCAAGACGUAUUCCAACUUUCCAGAAGCACCUCAGGAGGAGGCUUCUCUCAGCAAUAGGCUCAAGACGUAUGCCAACUUUCCAGAAGCACCUCAGGAGGAGGCUUCUCUCAGCAAUAGGCUCAAGACGUAUUCCAACUUUCCAGAAGCACCUCAGGAGGAGGCUUCUCUCAGCAAUAGGCUCAAGACGUAUUCCAACUUUCCAGAAGCACCUCAGGAGGAGGCUUCUCUCAGCAAUAGGCUCAAGACGUAUGCCAACUUUCCAGAAGCACCUCAGGAGGAGGCUUCUCUCAGCAAUAGGCUCAAGACGUAUGCCAACUUUCCAGAAGCAUCUCAGGAGGAGGCUUCUCUCAGCAAUAGGCUCAAGACGUAUGCCAACUUUCCAGAAGCAUCUCAGGAGGAGGCUUCUCUCAGCAAUAGGCUCAAGACGUAUGCCAACUUUCCAGAAGCACCUCAGGAGGAGGCUUCUCUCAGCAAUAGGCUCAAGACGUAUGCCAACUUUCCAGAAGCAUCUCAGGAGGAGGCUUCUCUCAGCAAUAGGCUCAAGACGUAUGCCAACUUUCCAGAAGCAUCUCAGGAGGAGGCUUCUCUCAGCAAUAGGCUCAAGACGUAUGCCAACUUUCCAGAAGCACCUCAGGAGGAGGCUUCUCUCAGCAAUAGGCUCAAGACGUAUUCCAACUUUCCAGAAGCACCUCAGGAGGAGGCUUCUCUCAGCAAUAGGCUCAAGACGUAUGCCAACUUUCCAGAAGCACCUCAGGAGGAGGCUUCUCUCAGCAAUAGGCUCAAGACGUAUUCCAACUUUCCAGAAGCACCUCAGGAGGAGGCUUCUCUCAGCAAUAGGCUCAAGACGUAUUCCAACUUUCCAGAAGCACCUCAGGAGGAGGCUUCUCUCAGCAAUAGGCUCAAGACGUAUGCCAACUUUCCAGAAGCACCUCAGGAGGAGGCUUCUCUCAGCAAUAGGCUCAAGACGUAUGCCAACUUUCCAGAAGCACCUCAGGAGGAGGCUUCUCUCAGCAAUAGGCUCAAGACGUAUGCCAACUUUCCAGAAGCAUCUCAGGAGGAGGCUUCUCUCAGCAAUAGGCUCAAGACGUAUUCCAACUUUCCAGAAGCACCUCAGGAGGAGGCUUCUCUCAGCAAUAGGCUCAAGACGUAUUCCAACUUUCCAGAAGCACCUCAGGAGGAGGCUUCUCUCAGCAAUAGGCUCAAGACGUAUUCCAACUUUCCAGAAGCACCUCAGGAGGAGGCUUCUCUCAGCAAUAGGCUCAAGACGUAUUCCAACUUUCCAGAAGCACCUCAGGAGGAGGCUUCUCUCAGCAAUAGGCUCAAGACGUAUGCCAACUUUCCAGAAGCACCUCAGGAGGAGGCUUCUCUCAGCAAUAGGCUCAAGACGUAUUCCAACUUUCCAGAAGCACCUCAGGAGGAGGCUUCUCUCAGCAAUAGGCUCAAGACGUAUGCCAACUUUCCAGAAGCACCUCAGGAGGAGGCUUCUCUCAGCAAUAGGCUCAAGACGUAUGCCAACUUUCCAGAAGCAUCUCAGGAGGAGGCUUCUCUCAGCAAUAGGCUCAAGACGUAUGCCAACUUUCCAGAAGCAUCUCAGGAGGAGGCUUCUCUCAGCAAUAGGCUCAAGACGUAUGCCAACUUUCCAGAAGCACCUCAGGAGGAGGCUUCUCUCAGCAAUAGGCUCAAGACGUAUUCCAACUUUCCAGAAGCACCUCAGGAGGAGGCUUCUCUCAGCAAUAGGCUCAAGACGUAUGCCAACUUUCCAGAAGCACCUCAGGAGGAGGCUUCUCUCAGCAAUAGGCUCAAGACGUAUGCCAACUUUCCAGAAGCAUCUCAGGAGGAGGCUUCUCUCAGCAAUAGGCUCAAGACGUAUUCCAACUUUCCAGAUGCACCUCAGGAGGAGGCUUCUCUCAGCAAUAGGCUCAAGACGUAUGCCAACUUACCAGAAGCACCUCAGGAGGAGGCUUCUCUCAGCAAUAGGCUCAAGACGUAUUCCAACUUUCCAGAAGCACCUCAGGAGGAGGCUUCUCUCAGCAAUAGGCUCAAGACGUAUGCCAACUUUCCAGAAGCACCUCAGGAGGAGUCUUCUCUCAGCAAUAGGCUCAAGACGUAUGCCAACUUACCAGAAGCACCUCAGGAGGAGGCUUCUCUCAGCAAUAGGCUCAAGACGUAUGCCAACUUUCCAGAAGCACCUCAGCAGGAGGCUUCUCUCAGCAAUAGGCUUAAGACGUAUGCCACCUUUCCAGAAGCACCUCAGGAGGAGGCUUCUCUCAGCAAUAGGCUCAAGACGUAUGCCACCUUUCCAGAAGCACCUCAGGAGGAGUCUUCUCUCAGCAAUAGGCUCAAGACGUAUGCCACCUUUCCAGAAGCACCUCAGGAGGAGGCUUCUCUCAGCAAUAGGCUCAAGACGUAUGCCACCUUUCCAGAAGCACCUCAGGAGGAGGCUUCUCUCAGCAAUAGGCUCAAGACGUAUGCCAACUUUCCAGAAGCACCUCAGCAGGAGGCUUCUCUCAGCAAUAGGCUCAAGACGUAUGCCAACUUUCCAGAAGCACCUCAGCAGGAGGCUUCUCUCAGCAAUAGGCUCAAGACGUAUGCCAACUUUCCAGAAGCACCUCAGGAGGAGGCUUCUCUCAGCAAUAGGCUCAAGACGUAUGCCAACUUUCCAGAAGCACCUCAGGAGGAGGCUUCUCUGAGCAAUAGGCUCAAGACGUAUGCCACCUUUCCAGAAGCACCUCAGGAGGAGGCUUCUCUCAGCAAUAGGCUCAAGACGUAUGCCAACUUUCCAGAAGCACCUCAGGAGGAGGCUUCUCUCAGCAAUAGGCUCAAGACGUAUGCCAACUUUCCAGAAGCACCUCAGGAGGAGGCUUCUCUGAGCAAUAGGCUCAAGACGUAUGCCAACUUUCCAGAAGCACCUCAGCAGGAGGCUUCUCUCAGCAAUAGGCUCAAGACGUAUGCCACCUUUCCAGAAGCACCUCAGGAGGAGGCUUCUCUCAGCAAUAGGCUCAAGACGUAUGCCACCUUUCCAGAAGCACCUCAGGAGGAGGCUUCUCUCAGCAAUAGGCUCAAGACGUAUGCCACCUUUCCAGAAGCACCUCAGGAGGAGGCUUCUCUCAGCAAUAGGCUCAAGACGUAUGCCAACUUUCCAGAAGCACCUCAGCAGGAGGCUUCUCUCAGCAAUAGGAAUCCCAAAAUCCCUGUGGCUACUGGAAAGGGUCCUUGGGUGCCCUGGCUCACCUCGAGAAGCGUCCCUUUUGCCCUGCCAAGCCUCGAAGAAAUUGCUGAGGUGUCCCUCGUUACUAGACAGGAGUCCUGA